This is a messenger RNA of Etheostoma spectabile (orangethroat darter), 2591 nucleotides long. It is a transcript of the gene cep41, whose product is annotated as centrosomal protein 41. Lineage: Eukaryota; Metazoa; Chordata; Actinopteri; Perciformes; Percidae. Gene Ontology annotation, cellular component: ciliary basal body. The transcript has 11 exons. The coding region runs from base 228 to 1268 and encodes 346 amino acids. Gene Ontology annotation, biological process: cilium assembly. The record is from RefSeq and is a predicted model, not a curated record.
GCUAAGCAACUAGCCAACCAUAUCAAAUGAAACUGCUCUGAGGGAGAAGAGGCGCAGUGUCACCUUAUCUGAUUGGUCCAUGAAACACCACUGACAAAUCAGCACCGACAUUGUUAAACUUGGAAAUUGAUGUUUGGUAUUUCGGUUUGAAAAGAUGUCGCUCAAUCGGGGCAUCGGCAGUGUACAGUACCUGAAAAAAAGGAUACCGAAAAACGAAAAGUAUCAACAUGUCAAAACAAGGCUGGACACAGGAUGCAGCCUCACAAAGUAUAUGGAAAGACUGGAGGAGAUUAAAAAAAGUGAAUUACAGGUAUCGAAAAGAUGAAAUCUUCAAGCGGUUAAAAGUGACAACGUUUGCACAAUUGAUACUUCAGGUAGCCUCCGUAUCAGACCUGAAUGAAAGUGAAAUUGACGGAGAAUCACACGGCCCGGAAGACAGCCUGUCAGUGGUGUCUGAUGCAGACCUAGAGUGUCUGUCUGAACACACCAAUGGCUCCCCAAGGCUUCUUUCAGAUCGUCCGGGUACAGGAGACGCCAGGGAAAUCUGCCACUCUGCCAGGUCAACACUGCUAAGUGUUAUUAGUGGUGUGGGAGAGCUGAACGUCGACAGGAACCAUCAGAAGACGGAGAAUGAGUUGGUUUCCAGCCCCGAGGUAGCUGACAGGCCGUACCCCGACUGCCCCUACCUGCUGCUUGACGUACGGGACCGCGACCUAUACGACCUCUGCCACAUCAUCAGCGCACACAGUUUCCCCAUCGCCAUGCUAUCUCGAACGAUGAACCCCUACACCAAAGACGUGCUGGAAUAUAAAAAUACAGCGGGGAAGAUCAUCAUCGUGUAUGAUGAGGACGAGAGAAUAGCCAGCCAGGCAGCCACCGUCAUGUGUGAACGAGGAUUUGAGAAUCUGUUUCUCCUGUCUGGAGGUCUCAAGGUAAUCGCUCAGAGAUUUCCAGAAGGGCUGACGACGGGCUGCAUCCCGACCUCGUGCCUGUCUUCUCCCACACCUAAGGGGAAGAAGAGCUCCGUGCCGCAGCAGCAGCCGUCACAAGUAGCAGAGAAGAGGUGGCGGUUCACAUCAGACGAGCUGGCCAAGAUCCAGGAGCAGCUGGAGGAGAUGCUCAUCCCCAGUAACUCCAACAGCCGCAUGUCCAGCCGCAUGUCGUCCAGCAGCUCCCAGUCUCAAGCGUCCAGCGCUCGGAGUCGACACGGUUCCUCUACAGCUGGGAGGGACAGCGCCAGGGCUCAGAGCAGUAGACCCUGGAAAUAACACCACCCCCCCCUUCAACCACACAGAUAUACCCAAACAAACAUACCUCCAACACAAACCUAUUUAUUUCACGUUGCAUUACCCCUCUCCACAACAGUAAGGAACACAAUUUGUUUGUCCCAGUGUGCAAAUUAAUCCUCUUAAGAUACAGUCACAGGUGGACAGGAAACACAUCACCUACUAUAUUACAGCAAAUUGGAGACAUAUACAUGUGUGUUUUAAUCCAUACAUUACAUGUUUGUAACACUCUUCCUCCAAACAGAUGCUGAAUAUGGAAUUUUGGAAAUCACACACACCUUGGGAAAGUUACUGCACAACACCAAUUACACACAGUUGUUUUAACUGUAUGAAAUAAAAAUAAAAAAGUAAAAUCUGCAGGAACAGAGACAUUUCAUUUCAGACUCCUCAGUAACCAGUGUAAUACUGAAUUCUUCAACUUCACCUCUAGAGAUUUAUGUCUGACUAAAGUAUUUUCCCCUCAAUGUUCUUUUUAAUUUUCCUCAUGAUAUUUAAUAAAUGGUAUAUAUUUGAAUGUAUGCACAGUGCCUCAUCUGUGACCUUGAAAGCUGAUUUUUUUGCACUCAUUUAUUUUUAAUGUAAUACUGUUCCCAUCUAUGUUUUUUUUCCACAACUUUUUGAACCUGUACAGAUAAUCACUUCAUUUUGUUGAUAAUGUGUUCUUUUGUUUUUUCAUUAUGUCCAGAAAGGUCACGUUUAGCUGCAGCCACCAAAUAAAUGGCAUUCUUAAAAGACAUAUGUGCUGGAGGCAGAAUAACUGAAUGUUGAUAUGAUGUGAUGGAUAUGCUGGGAAUCUAUGUUUUACAUGAGAUGUAGUUUAUAGUUAUAAUGUACAGUGACUGAGCUUGAUCCAUUUUGUAAAAUUAAGUAAAGCCGUGCUGUAUUUUUGUAAUUUUCUCCACAUAGUGGACAUGAUGUCUUAUUGUGAUUCCUUAAGUGACGAUACAGAUAAUGGUUAUUGUGACUUUGUGUGUGUGUGUGUGUGUGCAGUACUGUAAAUUGUGAUCACACUAACCGAUCGGCCUUCACUCAGAUAGUCAUUAUCACAAAAUUGCCAUGUCACUAAAGGAAGGAAACAAGCAUUUUGUCAUGGCUGUAACAGAAAACACUUCAGUACCCGCAGAUGCAUCUGAAAAACAGUAUUGAUCAUUUGUUGGCAUGGUGGUGACUUAUUCCAUGGUUCUUGGUCAAUUUUCUUCGUUGUUGCAGCCCUUUUUGUGAUUUCUUAAUUGUCUUAACUCACCUUCAUAAUCUGAUCACAUUCAUUUGUUUGUAAAUGAAAGUCAAAUAAAGUGUAAAAAUGUC